CCGACGUUAUUCGCACGCCGUCGCCGCGCCACCGUACACGUCGGCCAGUCCCUUCGCAGCGUAUUUUUAUUGCGCGCGCCUGCCCGUCGUCAUCAUCGAUCGCCGUCGCAGCCGACCCGCCGCCGCCGUCGCCGCCACCGAUACCAUUCUCACCGGUCUCGCGAAAGCUGACCGUCACACGCCGUCAGUCUCAGUCGUCGCCGCGCCCGAUUAAUCGUCGCGAGAACACCACCCGACUUGCAGUUUUCCCGAUUACCGAUUCGGGUCAAUCGCAUCCCCCGGCCGGUCGCGCCACUCGUCACGUGAACAGCCCGCGCUCCGUUCCGCCGCCGCCGCCGACAUCCACCCCCGACCCGGAACCGCGCGGUCGCCGCCAUGGUCAAGCACAACACGGACACGAACGGCAUUGGGUACGAGUGGGAGUACGCCAAGGUGAAGGAUGACCGGACGAUAUGGCAGAAGAUCAUCAUGGGCAUCUACAACCCGAGCUCGCACGAGUUUCUCGGCCGGUCCGCAAAGAGUUGGGGAGGAAUUCUACUUUUUUAUGCCGUGUUUUAUUCAAGUUUGGCAUGUAUGUUCGGCAUAUGCAUGAAAGUGCUACUAUCUACAUUGAAUGACCAUACACCUCAUUUCACAUUGACCAACUCAAUAAUCGGCACAAACCCUGGACUAGGAUUUCGACCCAUGUCUCCGAACGUCGAAGAUGGAUCACUAAUUUACUACGCGGCAGACAACGCAACUAAUGUAGAGGCAUGGACUAAUGAAUUAGACAAAUUCCUUGCUGUUUAUAAGAACAAGACAUUGUUGCCAGACAAAGGUAAUAAUCAACAGAAAUGUGGUUACAACAUGCCACCACAAAAAGACAAGGUUUGCGAGGUCAGCCUGGCCAACAUGGGACCAUGCUCAUCCGAAUACAAAUAUCAAUAUCCAAAAGCUCAGCCCUGCGUUUUCAUUAAGCUCAAUAAGAUUUUCGACUGGGAACCAGAAUUCUAUAAUAACAAGACAGACAUUCCAGCUGAGAUGCCACAAGAACUUAAAGACAAAAUUGCACAAAGAAUGAAACAUGAGUUAUUUACAAUAUGGGUCACCUGCGACGGAGAAGCGCCAGCAGACAAAGACAAUAUUGGACCACUUAAGUUAUAUCCACAAGACGGAUUCCCUGGCUACUACUACCCAUACAGAAACAAACGCGACUACCUUAGCCCAUUAAUUGCCAUACAUUUCCUAAAUCCAAAAAGACAUACUUUGAUCAACGUGGAAUGCCGUGCCUGGGCUAAGAACAUAUUUUACAAACGCAGCUUGCAAAAUCGCGAAGGUUCCGUUCACUUCGAAUUGAUGAUUGACUAAAGUUGCAGACUCUUAGUCGAUAAUAACGCCGCUAAACCAUUUGCUUUGUUCUCAGUUUUUUGGUGCAUCACAAAACACAGAACAUAGCCAGUUUAUUUUUAGUACUAUAUCGUUGUAUUGUUAAUUGGUUUAAGUGAAAUCCCAACAAAACGCGUUUACUCCUUUUAUAAAAAAUAAUAAUAACGUUAGGUGUUUUUUUUUUUUUUUUUUGUUUUUUUUUUUUUUGCUUAGGAAUGUUUCUUAAAGUUAAACAUACGUUUAUAAAUAUAUAUUAAUAUUAAUAAAUAAAAUAAGAGCACAGAAAAUUUAAUUAAUAUACUUAUAAUUCAAGCUUAAAAAAUGCUGUGUAAAUUCACAGUUAUACAAUAUGUAUUCAUCUGACGACUUCAAUGAUUAUCAUUUAUCACUGCCUAUAACUUUUUUUUAUAAUAUCCCAUAAGUAGAUGUACCUAUAGUUAUUUCUACUGCAAAAUAAUGUAGAUGGUUGGUUUAAUUUAUUCGGCUUGUUUUUAUGAGCAAAUUCGGAUAUAAUCAAUGCAAGGUAGGCAAUCUAAUGAUAAGUCGUAGGAACGCGUUCCAAUAAAAAAGUAGAUACCUAUUAUUAAUUUAAAACUCAACUCAAAUUUUUCAUCUAAAAAUAAAUAAAUAAUUAAUUAUAAUUAUGUUAUUUGAAAAAUAUUUACACACUGUCGUCAGUCUAAAGUUUUCACUUUAGACGUAACCGUCAUCAUAUGCGGAAAUUUGAAUUUUUUUUCUUUUGGGGGUAGGGGCUAUUAUUAUUAUUAUUUAGCAUUAUUAAAAAUAAAAGAUCCCGCUCCCUUUAACUAUUCAUAUAGUUCGUGGAUAAAUGUAUACAAUUCCAUGAAAGGGAGGGAUAUUGGAAUUUCUGGUGAGCCAAGUCGCCAGAUGCUCCUACGUCGAUGUCCACUCAUGGCCAUCACGUUAAAAUUAUAUACGAUCAUAUAUUUUUUUUUUUGUUAUAAACAAAAAUUAAUUGUAAUAAAGGAUACUUAUACCCAGUGGUGUCAUUUCGGGUUUGAUGGAGAGCAAAAUGUUUACCGAAUCUUUUAAAAAAAAUGAUAAAAUAUGUUUAUUCCUGCCGCGUUUUUGACUUUUACUAUAAUAUAUAGGUAAUUUGUAUCAUCGGCUUCCAUUGCGAUCGUUGAAUGUUUGCCUUUCAAAUAACUGCGUAACGUAAACAUAUUUUAAUACCUACAACAACUACAGCCAAUAAUAAUAAUAAAUUGAGAAUAGCGUUUUUGAUACGGACAAAAUAAUAUUAAAUUUUAUAAAAACGUUUUUAUUUCUUGCGGGGAGAUGAAGUCCAAUCAACCAAUUUCAAAAAUUUGCACUGCAGGCUUUUCAAAAAAAAUUAGCACUGUCAAAUCCAUCCUCUUUCGCCAGAAUGACGUGAUAGGAGGUACUUAUCAUCCUAUACUCCAGGUUUAUUGUCCAAAUGUUUUUUUUUUUUUAUUUGAUAUCGUCUCUCAUCAAUCUCAUCUCGCGUACAGUCACGUGCCUAUACAAAACUCUCAAGUAGGCAAUGCACGCGUCGUGUUUUAAGACGUUUUAAUGUUUUUGUGUCAGUCUUCUGACCUAAAUUAAAUACAUAAUAAUAUUAUGCUUUUUUUCUCUCCUCCCAUAGUCGAGUGAAAAAGUGUUGCGCAACACUCGACAACACGAUACUGCUAAAACGUUUUACAAUUUGUGGUUUAAUAUUUUAUAUUUAUGUAUAAACAAAACUAUAUACUUUUAGAUUAAAUUCGAUGAGAUUCAUCAAUACAUCCGGUUCACGUCUCCAUCGAUACAUAUUAAUUAUAGGCAGUGUUGGGUUGAAUGACUUUUUAAAAGUAAUUUCGAUGCGGGAAUUCGUAAUUUACGUUACGCGUCGUGUUACGUACUUAAGGUAGGUAUACCCAACUCUGGUCAUGGGUAGGUACUGUGGAACAGAAUAAUCGCAUUUGAGAAAAUUACUAAUUACCUAUAAAAUAUUAUUAUUUUUAAUAAACAUACAUAGGUGUUUGCCUAUUUAAUCGUAAUAUGUUUUAAGCUAUCGUUUUAAUGUAACAACAAAAUCGAAUAUUGAUUCUCGUAAUAAUUAUUAUACAUACAUUCGACACUAGAUUAAAGUAUAUAGCUAUUAUAUAUUAUAUUAUAUUAUUAUUAUUAUUAUUAUUAAUUAUUAUUAUAUUAAGAAAGUUAUUGAUUAUUUAAAAUUUUAAUGUGUUGACGUAGAGAGCUAAGUAAAAUUGAAUAUUCUAGUGGAAUAUAUAGCGUGUUUUGAAUCGUAUAAUUGUUAUACCUGUUUCGUUCUGUACGCUACCGAGAGGAAUAUUAUAUUAUGUAAUUCGUAGGUACUUACCAAUAUAAUAUAAGUGUAUAACAUGUAUGUAAUAGUAGUGUGGUGGGCUGUGGUUGAUGAUUUUAUUAUUAUGUAUGUAAACGGAAUCAUAUAGAUUAUAGAACUCGUUAAUGUAGAUGUUCA
Messenger RNA from Aphis gossypii (cotton aphid), 3832 nucleotides. Its product is annotated as sodium/potassium-transporting ATPase subunit beta-2-like. The transcript has 7 exons. Gene Ontology annotation, molecular function: ATPase activator activity. Gene Ontology annotation, biological process: sodium ion export across plasma membrane; intracellular sodium ion homeostasis; intracellular potassium ion homeostasis. Bases 376 to 1347 code for a protein of 323 amino acids. Gene Ontology annotation, cellular component: sodium:potassium-exchanging ATPase complex. NCBI's taxonomy places the organism in Eukaryota, Metazoa, Arthropoda, Insecta, Hemiptera, Aphididae. The record is from RefSeq and is a predicted model, not a curated record.